AUGCCGGACUACCCGCCCAGCAACCCGCUGUCACCGGCCCAGUCGGGAGCGUCUGUCGAGCCGGGCACGACGCAUAUCAGCUCACAGGGAACUACAUCUUUUGCAAGUCCGCACUGGGAAGCUAUUAUGGAUGAAAUCUCAGAUCUCAAAGAUCAAUUCAGGCGAACAGACGGAAGCCGGACCUCGAUUGAGCCCACGGACUCUCAUUCGCCUGACAGAAAGACAUCCAAUUACCCCCCACUGUUGCCGUACGGAUCUAUGCAACCACUGUCGAAGGAGGAUUUGACAUCGGCCUUGCCAGAACGAAGUGUAACAAACCCUUUCAUAUUUCAGUAUUUUAAUGGAAUCUCGAUCCUUCCUGCGCGGGUGGCCCACCCUUCUAGAUUCCUUGAGCAGUACGAAGACUUUUGGUCCAAUCCAUCGGCAGUCUCCUUGUCAUGGUUGGGUCUCUUAUACGGAGGAGUACUGAGUCUUUCUCACUUUUUCUCCUCGGACCCUGGUCACAGAGGAUCUCAACCACAGCCAAAGUACUUAAAACGCCUGAUUCAAUGCCUUGUCGCUGCAGACUAUGUUCAUGGAGGUCCCUGCAUCCUCGAAUGCCUGAUUCACUACUGCCUUAUGGAGUUCUACUUCAACCCCGUGACGGAGGUCGGCCACUGGAUGGUGGCUGGUAUGAUGGCUCAGCUCGCAUUCCGCAUGGGCUAA
Messenger RNA from Colletotrichum siamense, 705 nucleotides. RefSeq names its product Equisetin cluster transcription factor eqxF (gene eqxF). The coding region runs from base 1 to 705 and encodes 234 amino acids. The transcript has 3 exons. The record is from RefSeq and is a predicted model, not a curated record. NCBI's taxonomy places the organism in Eukaryota, Fungi, Ascomycota, Sordariomycetes, Glomerellales, Glomerellaceae. Gene Ontology annotation, cellular component: nucleus.